Messenger RNA from Leguminivora glycinivorella, 3420 nucleotides. RefSeq names its product zinc finger protein 628-like. Gene Ontology annotation, cellular component: nucleus. Gene Ontology annotation, molecular function: zinc ion binding; RNA polymerase II cis-regulatory region sequence-specific DNA binding; DNA-binding transcription factor activity, RNA polymerase II-specific. Bases 102 to 1685 code for a protein of 527 amino acids. Gene Ontology annotation, biological process: regulation of transcription by RNA polymerase II. The transcript has 6 exons. NCBI's taxonomy places the organism in Eukaryota, Metazoa, Arthropoda, Insecta, Lepidoptera, Tortricidae. The record is from RefSeq and is a predicted model, not a curated record.
GAUUACGCGCAGGCUCUGCGAAGCUUUUGGCUGUAAAGUAAAAAAAAUAGAAUAAAAUAGUUCUUAGCUUAGUAAAUUGGCCUCAAAUGACGUAAAAAGAAAUGAGUACCGGGACUGAACAGAUAUUUCUUCCUGACUCCGCGAGGAACCUGCCUCACGGAGCAGAAAUGAUGAGGUCGACGAGGCCCGGUAAUGGAGCGCCGACAAUCAACACAACCAAUCUUGAGAAUGUGUCAGACUUCUCCAAGGUAUGCCGUGUGUGUGCGACGGUCACAGAGCUGGUGAUCCCCAUCUACGGUGAAGAAGGCCUACGCAACAAUCUUGCUGAUAAAAUAAAGAGACAUCUGCCUAUAAAGGUAACAGAGAAUGAUGUGUUGCCGCUGGUGGUGUGCUUCCAAUGCUCCAGCACCCUGCUGGCCACGCACGAGCUGGUGGCGUGCAGCCUGCAGGCCGACGCGGCGCUGCGCACUGUGCACGCUCAGCGUGUGAAGCGCGAGCGGCGGGCGCAGCCCCCGCCGCCGCCGCCGCCGCCCGUGGAGCCGGAGCUGGACACCGAGGGCAUUGUCGAGGACCGUCCCGACAACUACCGGCGCUGCGAGUUCUGCCCGCUCGUGGUGCUGAGCACGCUGUACGUCAGCCACCUGGUGGGCCGCCACGCCGACCUGCUGUUCCACUGCGACGAGUGCAACUCGUACGUGGCCCGCCGGCAGUUCGUCGCGCACAUGACCUUCCACGCGCACCAGUACGACGCGAUAGGGCGGCCCCCGGUGCCGAAGCCGUUCUCGGCGCCGCCGUACCCGCUGCCCGCGCCCGCGCCCUCGCGGCCCGACACCACCACCGCGCCCGCCGACUCCACCACGCCCGCCGUCGCCACCCCCGCCCCCGCCCCCGCCGCCGCCGAGCGGCACCGACACCGCGCCGCCCCGGAGCCCGAAGCGGAGGCUCAACCUGUAGCGGUAGCUGAAUCCAAUCCUAAUCCCGUCGAAAUUAUCGAAUCCGACUCUGUGUCCGAUGAUAGUGAUGAUCCUGUUGAAAAUCCUGUGCCGGCUCAAGUGAUCCGGCCCGAAUCGAACGCGCAGGUUGAAGCGACCGAGCCCGAGUCCGAGAAGAAGCCGGCCGUCCGCCAGUGCCCCCACUGCCCCAAGACGUACAAGGCGCCCUCGAGCUACUUCUACCACCUCAAGUACACGCACGGCAAGAGCCGCGAGCACGAGUGCGGCACGUGCGGCCGCCGCUUCGGCACGCGCGGCGCGCUGCGCCAGCACGCCUCGCUGCACGAGCCCGCGCCCGCGGCCGCGCCCGGCCUGCAGUGCGACCAGUGCGGCAAGCGCUUCCGCACCAAGGCGGGCCACUACAUACACGCGCAGACGCACAAGGGUGACAAAGAGAAGAAAUACGCGUGCGCCGAGUGCGGCCGGGCUUUCCGCUGGCGCACCGAGCUCAAACGCCACGUGGCCAGACAUGAGGCGAAACGCACGCACGCUUGUGAGGCGUGCGGCCGGGCGUUCUCCGUGCGCGCGGAUCUGCUGCGCCACGCGCGCACGCACCAGCGCGCGCCGCACGUGUGCCCGGCGGCGGGCUGCGGCCUGACGUUCGCGCAGGCGCGCUACCUGCGCGCGCACGAGGCGCGCAAGCACGGCGACGACGCGCCUGGUAAAGCGCAAGCGCCACGCAAGUCUGCAUAAACUGAUUGUUUAAACUUACCCCCUUAUUAAUUCACUAAAGUUAUCAAGCCGAUAAAGUUCGUGUUCACCACACCAACUGGUCAAGAUCAAAUUUUGCUAUUCAAAAACGGAUAGCAAAAUUGCAUUUUAUCCACAAGAGUGCAAAGUAAUCUCAUACAGAUUUUAACUUGAUACCUUGAGCUGGCUGGUAGAAUUUACCUACAGAUAAUUAUUUUGUAUCGGCUUCAUAACUUUAGCCAUCGUUUAUCGUUACACCAUACGUCUACUAGAACUAGAUUCCAUAGUGUUCGUUUGGGUCGGCUUUCUACUAAAAGUUAGUUAUAGUACGAAGUUAUUGCUGAUUUUAAUGGGACUCAGUCAAUCUGUGUAAGAAUAUUAUUUACUUAUUUGACUUUCCCGAACCAUGAAUCGCUUUUAGUAGACGUGUGCUCGUUGACUCAUUAUUACUAUUACAUAUUAAUAAUGUGUUUCACUCGGUGGCAAAAUUCUUUAACCUACUGCGUGACUUGUAAUAUGUACUCGCAACGCUCAAGAUUCCACAUUGGAAUCUUUAGCUUAUUUGGGAUCAAUAUUGGCACGUGCGGUUAAACAACAACUUGCCCCCUUGUGAAACAAGUAACUGUAACUGUGCCGACUGAGACAAUCAAUGUAAUCGAUGUGUGUACCUAAAAUAUUGUAUCCUACCACUAGUCUCCACACAAGUGUCUGAGAUUCCCCUUGGGUUUGAGACCCUUGUAUUAAGACACUUCACUCCAGGUCUGAGCUCAAUCAUUAUUAAUCGUUUUUUUUGCCAUUUAAAGUAUGUUGGUGGGUAGGUAGCCAAAGAUAUUAAGGGAAGAACUUCCGCUUUGGCAGAAGCAUUUGAAGGGCUCGGGAGAAAUUUUUGAUCGUCAUAGUUUAAGAAUACAGGAAAAUCAUCAUCGUCCACCGGCCCGGCCUAUCCGCGCCCGUAACCAAGCAAACCUCUCUAAUUGGAGAGAAAAACAUGGAGAAAUUUAGGAGAGGCCUAUGCCAAAGGCAAUUAAACAACUACCAGUGUAUAGUGCAUACCGUCUCAUUGGGAACGACGUAGAAUGGUUACGAUCGUCGCUAGGGUACACACUUCUCCUUAUGGCACGCUUAUCCAUAUUGGCCUUACAUCUUUAAUUAUUAACUUAACUUCUUAAAUCCGUUUUCACACUUACGUGCGUUUGCGUGAAAACGGCCUUAGGCCCACCAUAGUUACUUUUCGCAUUUUGAAUUUAAACCUUCUCACCAAUAAGUAAAUUGCAAGAAAAAGCAAUGGCACAAUUGAAUUCUUUAUUUCGUUCAUGGAAGAUUCAAAUUAGAUUGCAACAACGAUGUACACUGUACGAGUACAUUGGGCCUUACGAAGUUAAGCAUAGGGUAAUUAAUAGAGGUUUAAGUCUGAAUUUAAAUACGACAUACCGUCUUUAUUAUUAAACAGUACCUUUUUAAAUUAUUCUAUUCAAUAGGCACCUAUUUGUUAAAAUAUUUUCUUUGUUUUGUUUCCUUUUUGGGAAUCCUGGGGAUUACAGAAAAGUUGCUGAUUAUGACGAAGUUAUGUUGCAAUCGUUUGUAUAAAAAAAACUAUUUUUGUUAUUAUUUGAUUAAUAUAUGUGUAUGCGAUGUGAUUUGGAAUCUAAUUCUGUCAACAUAGAUAUGUAAGACUGAAUACUUCAUAAGUGUAUUAUGUUAAGAACGCUUGGUAAGAAUAAAAUACUCCAUUUCGGCA